Chanos chanos (milkfish) is the source of this 232-nucleotide messenger RNA. Its product is annotated as cytochrome c oxidase subunit 8B, mitochondrial. Gene Ontology annotation, biological process: mitochondrial electron transport, cytochrome c to oxygen. The coding region runs from base 1 to 231 and encodes 76 amino acids. The transcript is spliced from 2 exons. The record is from RefSeq and is a predicted model, not a curated record. NCBI's taxonomy places the organism in Eukaryota, Metazoa, Chordata, Actinopteri, Gonorynchiformes, Chanidae. Gene Ontology annotation, cellular component: mitochondrion; respiratory chain complex IV.
AUGCUGGCAGUUCUGAGAGGAGUCUUGCAGCCUAUGACAAUGAGCCGGGCCAGAGGGCUUCUACAGGAGCGCAAAGCCAGCAUCUACAGCAAGCCACCCAAAAACAAGAUUGGACCUGGGCAAAGUUUCUUCAUCAUGUCCGUGUUUGCUGUUGCUCUCCUGGCCCCAGCAGGCUGGAUCCUGCACCAUCUCCCAGAAUACCGCCAAAAGAGCCAGCCUCCUCCCUCCUGAA